This is a messenger RNA of Phragmites australis (common reed), 759 nucleotides long. RefSeq lists its product as uncharacterized. Gene Ontology annotation, biological process: DNA integration. The coding region runs from base 1 to 759 and encodes 252 amino acids. The transcript is spliced from 3 exons. The record is from RefSeq and is a predicted model, not a curated record. NCBI's taxonomy places the organism in Eukaryota, Viridiplantae, Streptophyta, Magnoliopsida, Poales, Poaceae. Gene Ontology annotation, molecular function: nucleic acid binding.
AUGACCGGUGACAAAGAGAAGUUCAGAGAGCUGGACGAAGGUGUCAUUGGCAAGGUGAAGUUUGGGGAUGGCUCCACGGUACAGAUCAUGGGCUUAGGGUCUAUUGUGUUUAGCUGUAAGAACGGCGACCAGUGGCUGUUGCAGGAGGUCUACUACAUUCCAAGACUGUGCAGCAACAUCACCAGCCUUGGGCAACUUACCGAAGUCAGACAAAAGGUGAUCAUAGAUGCUGAACAUCUACGUGUGUAUGAUAAUAGUCCUACACAGUUGCUGAUGAAAGUGAGGCGAACUCCAAAUCACCUCUACAAGAUCGAGCUGCACCAAGCAAUGCCGAUGCUCAUCGGCAAGGGGAUGGCGGUAGGAGUGCCGCCAAUCACACACCCGAAUGAGUUAUGUCAAAGGUGUUUGCUGGCAAAGCAGGCGAGUUACUUCAUGUUAAUUGUUGAUGAUUACUCACGGUGGAUGUGGGUGUUCAUGAUCAAGUCGAAGGACCAAGCUUGCUCCAUGUUCAGAAAGUUCAAGUUGCAGGCUGAGAACACGAGCAGGCAACGCAUCAAGACAUUGAGGACUGAUCGCGGUGGCAAAUUCCUCUCUGUUGAGUUCACUCAGUUAUGCGAGGAGGCCGAGAUCAAACGGCACCUCACUGCGUCAUACACCCCACAACAAAACGGCAUGGUGGAGCAGAGGAAUAGGACCGUGAUGGCGAUGGCGAGGUCCCUCCUCAAGAGCAUGAACGUGACUGGAAGGUUUUGGGGGUAG